CGGGUUAUGAGGUUGAGGCGAUUGACAUAGAAGAUAAAGGAUUUCAAAAUACAAGAAAAAUGGAUUACUUAUUGAGUGAAAAGAAAGAUUAUAAAAAUUCCCUCCGAUUGCGACCGUUUCUACCGGAGGUUUUUCUGGCCAAAACCAUUGAAUUAUUUGGUAGAGAUGCCCCCAUUUUACUUUUCACUCCUUAUGGAAUGAGGUUUAACUUGACACCAAAAAGUCGACGACUUUUGAAAUUUGACGGGGGAAAAUAUCCAAAUAUAACAUUAGGAUUUUCCCAAACUGGCGAUUUAAUUAAGAAAAAUGAGAAAAAGCAAAGAGAUGGUAAUAUUUUAAACGCCAAAAAAUACUUUAUAAAAUUUUUUGAAGCGGAAAAUGAGUACCAAAUCCAAGAAAUUUAUGAUGUUAUAACAAAAAAUUUCUAUUUUGCGUUAGUAGAAAUUGAGUAUGAUGAUAAAGUUGAAGAACUUUUUACAGCUCUUAACAACACUGGGCUGAAUUUGAGUAAUGCCGACCUUUUAAAAAGUUUGUUAAUUAGGAAGGCAAAAACCGGGUCAGAAGAACAAGUGAUUCAAACUUGGGAAAAAGAGAUAGUAGAGAUCAUUACUGAGGCAAGGAAAAGACAAACUAUAAACCGAGAAAUGGAUAGAUUCUUAAUCGACUUUUGA
Messenger RNA from Racocetra persica, 671 nucleotides. The record is from the annotation of a GenBank genome assembly. Lineage: Eukaryota; Fungi; Glomeromycota; Glomeromycetes; Diversisporales; Gigasporaceae.